Tachysurus vachellii is the source of this 2194-nucleotide messenger RNA. It is a transcript of the gene bag2, whose product is annotated as BCL2 associated athanogene 2. Gene Ontology annotation, molecular function: protein-folding chaperone binding; adenyl-nucleotide exchange factor activity. Lineage: Eukaryota; Metazoa; Chordata; Actinopteri; Siluriformes; Bagridae. The transcript is spliced from 3 exons. The record is from RefSeq and is a predicted model, not a curated record. The coding region runs from base 96 to 725 and encodes 209 amino acids. Gene Ontology annotation, biological process: protein stabilization.
GAAUACGAGGAGAGAAAAAAAGCUGCUGCACGCCGUUCACUCAGAUUUCCUCACACACACACACACACACACACACACGGACACAGAGUGCCGACAUGGCUCAAGCUAAAAUCAGCGCUAGAAUGAACACAGACGCUACAAAAGGGAAGUUCAGUAGAUCCAUGUCAAUGGCAGAUCGCUCCACACGCUUACUGGAGAAUCUGGAUGAAAUUGAAAUGAGGGUGGAAGCACUAAGGGAAGCAGCCACAGGAAUGGAACAAGAAAGGGAGUGGUUAAUCGAAACGAUCCAGUCCAUUCAGAACAGCCAGGAAAUGCGAACCAUUUGUGAUGGAGAACGAGAAGAACUCACGCUGACUGCUAGCAGACUCAUGAACCGGACACUGACGGUGACCGUCUCAGUAGACACCAUCCGGAACACACAGCAGGAAGGCGCUCUGAGAGCAGCUAGAGCAAUCAUUGACGAGGUCGCUGCUAAAGUGCUCAACGACAUGGAAGCUGCGAGGAAGAAGCUACAGGCGCUUCAUGCUUCCUGCCUAACUGAGGCAGCGCAUGUUCCCAUUGACCAGAAAUUCCAGAGCAUUGUGAUCAGCUGCGCACUAGAAGACCAGAAGAAAAUCAAGCGGCGACUCGAGACACUCAUACGGAACAUGGACAACGCGGAGAAAACCAUUAAGAUCAUGGAUAACCAGAAGGUGGAGGAGUCCAAAUGUGCCAAUGGCAAAUGAUGACAUGGGGUUUAGACAACUCCAUGUCCCACUAAUCACUGGGAUCUGCUCAACUUUUAAUUUCUCACAAUGUUUGGAAGUAAUGGGCUACACUUUUACUUUCAUACCAACAUUUUGGUCAUCUUUUCAUUUGAGUAACAUCUUCACAUAUCAGUAACAGAAACACACCUAAUCUUGUAUUUGAUGCGUUGUACCAGGGGCAACUCAAUUAAAAGGUUUGAGCUAGAGACUUUUAGUAGCAAGUUAUGGCAAUAUAUCACAUCCUGAAAACGGAUAUGUUGUAGUGUUACAAUUGUUUCUAUAUUAACUGUCUUCUAGUACCAAAACCCAAUUAAUGAGUGCUGAAACCUGUGAGAUUAACAAGAAAAUACUGUUUAAAUGUCCUGUGUACAUCUGUAGUUGAGACCAAUUAUGAACUUUUCAGUAUUAUCCAGGAAAGAAAGCAUUUGAAAUCAAAACCAAACCAAACACCAGCCAUAGGCCACGCCCACUUAACGUUUUAAUCCGAAUACAGCUCCAGAUAUACGUUAUAUUCUAUUGCACCCCUAACGUAUAAGAUGUAUUUUAAAUUGCCCAAGGUAUGCACACCAGGGUUUAAAUUAGACCUCGUCUGCCAACCUGUGUGGAAUUCUUCAUAAAGCUGUUAAGGUUGUCACAUGGUCUAGAACGACGCUAGUCACAGUAGGGAAGGAGCAAAGCGUUCAGCGUUCGAGAAGAUUUUGUGAAUGGAAAUGGGAUCGUGUUUAAGUGCUAAGUGCUGUAGACUGGCCACUGAUCAAACACUCCAAAGUGUUACUAGUGCAACACGAUGUAAUAUCUCAGCAUUUACCUUCAAACUAUUACAAUUUCAGCUUAACGAUCCUGCAAAAUUUAAGUCCACGUGCAGAGAAAGUUUUAUUUUCCAUAAUCAUCCCCCCCAUGCUGUUUUUGGAAGUCAUUGAAAAUAAUUACUGGACACAGUAUAACAAUGGGGUUCACAUCAUGAAUAUAGCUUAGACAGGUCUAUACAAUACAGAAAAAAUAGUUUGCAAUAUAUAAAAUGUUAAAUAGAGACGGACCAUUAAAAUAGAUUCUUUAUUUGUAAAAUGACUACCAUCUACCAGAGCAAAGACGUAAAUGUACAAAGUGACACCAGAUAAGACACGUUCAAGCGGAACGGGAAAAAAAGUUAACACAGAAAAGUGUUUUUCGUUUUGUUUUUUAAAAUAACAUCUCUGUGAAAUAAUUAUAGAACAGUGAAUGCAGGAAUGCUUGCGUUUACUAACGAUUGCUUGAACUGUCAUGUUUACAUUUAAUAUAAAGGCAUCGUAACCGAAAGCGAAAAACACGGAACCACUAUGAGCAGUCGUAACAGAUGGAAUAUUUUAAUAUACUCGAUAAUUUCAUGAACUGUAUUCUCGAGGUUGUGCUCUGUAAUAAAGUGACCUUUUAUUUUUUUCUUUCGACAAAUAAAGUGCCUGGAAUCCAUC